UCCUAUGGUUACAUUUAUAUGUAAAUUAAGUCUUAUCUGUUAAAAGAAAAAUUCUUAUUUUUCUUUUUAUUUAUUUUAUUUCAUUUUCCUAUUCUGUUUUAUUUCAUACAGAAAGGAAAUAGUUAACUAGCAGUCAACAAAACGUAUCACUGGUUGUAUUAAUCAUUAAAAUGCCAAUUUUAUCAAAUCAUCAUUAUUACCAAUAGAAAAAGGACUCGUAUAAAAAUUUGUCAAUAUAAGUCUAAAUUGAUGCAUUCAUACUGACGAUAAUAACAGAAAAUCCCUUUUUGUGAAAUUAAUAUUACUCAAUAGAAUAACUCAUGUUGCCUAUUUUGAUAAUCAGUUGGAUAAUAUUUUACUUCAGUAACAUUUGUAUUAAUGCAAACAAUUUAAAUCCUCAUUCUGAUUUAAAUCAAAAACAUUAUACUGAUGAAAAAGAUUCAAAUAUUAAAGUAAUUUAUGAAGCAACAAGAUCUGUAUGUUAUACUAAAGGUCAAGCAAUUGAAUGUUCUCCACCAUUUACAAAUAUUGCUGAAAGUGUUGAUAUUAAAGCAACUUCAACAUGUGGUCAAUUUGAUCAGUCAGAAGAAAUAUGUAGAUAUGUAAUGGGACAUGAAAAGUGUGAAACAUGUGGUAAAGGUGAGAAAUUUGGAACACACUUACUAACUGAUAGACAUCAAAUGAAUAAUGAAACAUGUUGGGUUUCAGGAUCUGUUUUACCAGGUGACACAGUAAAUCUAACUUUAUCACUAGGUAAACGUUUUGAAGUUUACUAUAUUUCUUUGCAACCUUGUGGUCAAUUGCCGGAUUCAAUUGCUUUAUAUAAGUCAUCUGAUUUUGGUGUAACAUGGAAACCAUGGCAAUAUUUCUCGACUGAUUGUUAUCGAGCAUUUCAUUUGCCUACAAGUAAUGAGCAUAAUGCACAAAUCUCUUUAGCAAACAUACAAGAAGUCUUAUGCGUUGCUUUGAAAUCACCAGAUGUACAUGGUAAUUCAGGACAAUCAUCGAAUGUUAUCGCAUUUAGCACAACUAUUGGACGACCAUCAAUGCAACCAUGGAGUUCAGCACUGAUCGACUGGAUGACUAUGACGGAUUUAAGAAUAAGUCUUAUGCGAUUCCCGGAAUAUCGAGAUGAAGUUCAAUAUGAUUCAAAUGGACUAUUUUUAAACCCAAGUUUUCCGAAACCAACAAAUGUAUUUCGUGUUAGUGGCAGUCCCAGUAUUGGUGGUUUUGGCACAAAUCCUGUCUUGUCCGAGGCAGGUACACUGGAUAUGUCACAACAUUUAUAUCAGUCUGAUAUGCACUAUUCAAAGACACCUAAUAGUAAAACACCUGUUCACUUCUCUUUCUCUGAUUUAUCUAUCGGUGGUCGGUGUAAGUGUAAUGGACAUGCUAACCGUUGUGUCAGAGAUCGAAUAGUUGGUACAGGAAUAACAACAGAUAAUAAUGGUCAGAUGAAAUCUCAAUGGGGGCCACUUAGAUGUGAUUGCCAACAUAAUACAGAAGGAGCUGAUUGUGAACGUUGUUCUCCUGGUUAUUUAGAUAGACCCUGGGCAAGAGGUACUUCUGAAUCAGCUAAUGAGUGUAAACCUUGUCAAUGUGGUAAUCACACUAAUCAAUGUAUAUUCAGCGUAAAAGCUUUCAAGCGUUCCGGUGGUAUAACCGGUGGUAUAUGCUUGGCAUGUCAACAUCACACAGAAGGUUCAAACUGUGAUCAGUGCAUAAUUGGAUAUUAUCGUGAUCCUAAUCUAACCAUGGGAAAUGAGCAUGCAUGUCGAGAAUGUCGAUGUCACCCGAUUGGAUCAAUCGCUAAUCAACAUUGUGAUCGUAAAACUGGUCAAUGUCCUUGUAAACCAGGAGUUGUUGGGCAAGCAUGUAAUCGUUGCCAGGAGGGUUAUAAACAAACACGUUUACCUGAUGCACCAUGUAUUAAAGCUAUGGAACAUUACGCGCAUAGAAGAAAAGAGAAUGAUCAAACAUCUCAUUCAACCAAAUCCCAGUUGUCUAAACCGGAGACUAAUAUUGAUUGUCCUCCAUGUGAGAGAAGUAAGAAAAGAAUAAGAUUUAAGAAGUUUUGUCGUAACGAAGCUGUGUUUCGUGGCAUAGUCAAAUCUCGAACAAUUCAUGGAGACUUAAUGCGUCUUGAAGUCGGCAUUCAAAACACAUGGCGUAUUACUGGAACAGCUGAACACUUAUUACCUAAAACAGCAUCGCCAAAUCUACCAGCCUAUCGAGUUUGGUUACGCAUCAAAAAUAACUCAGCAGAUAAACGUCAUUCACGAUGUCUAUGUCCUAACCUCCAAGUUGGUCAAUCUUAUUUGUUCAUAACACGUUCGCAUCAGGUUCCAUAUGGCGAUCGAAUGGAGUUAUUACUUGAUACACAUAGUGUAGUAUUAAAAUGGAGAGAAUCAUGGAGAAGACGAUUGUCAAAAUUUGUACGUCGUGCUGCACGUGAACCAUGUGAUAGUGAGAAAAAUUCAGUUGUUGUUGAUGAUGAUAAUACUGAUGAUAGUGAUUAUGAUAAAUUAAAAAGAACUCGUCGAGUACAACGGUUACGUCCAGGUCCUGAUUACUAUUCAUCAAACACCCAAGUGAAUCAACAUAAUCGAAUACAAUCCCCCACUUCACCUUCAACAUUAUCAUCAAAUUACCACUUGAAUAGGCUAAGGUCAUCUAACAAGUUAAAAAAACAAAUCAGUCAAUCAUCCAUCAUUUCCGACCCACACAGUUCUAAAGAGAUUAGUUUAAAUUACCCACAUGAUAAGGAUAAAUUUCAAUAUACAACCAAUAAAAAUGUGUAUUCAUCAUUUUAUUCAAAUCAAUAAAUUCAGGUCAAAACAAAAUUUCAAGAAAUGAAAUACUAUAUCAUGGAAACAAUGUUAAGCAAUAUAAUUUAGUUAACAAUAUCGGUGUACAGUAUUACUGUUUUGAAUAUAUAUCCCCCCACCCUCCAAAAAAACAAAAACAUCAAAUAAAUUGAACUAUCAGACGGUGAACUUUUUUUAACACAAAAAAAAAUUUAUUUCAACCAUAUAUCCUGUAUCUGUUAGCAAUAUUAUUUAUUGACUAAUAAAAAGGAAGCGAAAAACAAACAAACAAACGAUCUAUUUCUGAAUCAGAAAUAACUAAUAGGCAAAACAAAAAUCUACUUGCUAUAACCUUUAAAAUAAUCACUUUUUUUUUCUCUUUAAUAAAUAUACACAUUAAACUAUUAUAACUUGUCAUUUAUUGAGAUUUUCUCAUUUUGAAAAAAAAGUUAAUAAUUAUAUUCCUUGUUUUAUACACAGUCGCCAUUGAAUUGUCUAUUUGUUCUACUAUUUAUAGAAUCUAUCGUUAUCAUUCAUAAUAUAAUUAUAAUAAUUGAUUAAAUAAUUAAUUAUGCCUGUUACUUUUAAUAGAGUAUAGGCUACCAACCAGAAAAUCAAUAAUGAUAAAUCUUUAUUUACAACAUAAUCAAUAUUAUUUAUUACUACUAAUCGUUUAAAUUUUUUUUUAAAAACUAUCUAUCAUAAUCAUUCAGUGUAUUCAAUGAUAUAUCAAAUGAAUAUUGAAUAUAUGGUGUAAGUUUUAAAUGAUAAUCAAUAUUAACCAUUACAUUUAUAUCCCAUUAAUUGCUACCUCAUAUUCUUCUUUAUCACUUUUUUCUUGUCUAUUCUUAUUCAUUAAAUAUAUAUUCUUGAUUGGCUAUAAUUAUUAAAAAGGAUUAUUAAUUAUAACAAUAUAUAUAUUAUUAUUAUUGACAAAAGUAGUAGUAUAUAAGGAUUUGUGUUCAUGUUUAAUUUGACUUAACAACAUUCUGUUGUUGUUUUUUGCUUUAACAUAUCCAUGGAAAUUAUAUUCUGCUUACUAUUAUUAUUAUUACAUUUUCUGAUUGAAUAAUACAUUUCUCAACUAAAUAUUAUUGAAAAUAAAAUUUUCAAUUCAUUUGUAUUGUGUAAUUAUGAAGAAUAAAUAAUCUUAAGUUG
This is a messenger RNA of Schistosoma rodhaini, 3965 nucleotides long. The record is from the annotation of a GenBank genome assembly. NCBI's taxonomy places the organism in Eukaryota, Metazoa, Platyhelminthes, Trematoda, Strigeidida, Schistosomatidae.